CGCAUACCACACCUUUGGGGCACUAGAGGCUGUGGCACACAGCCUGCACGGCCCCAACAAACCCCCAAGAAGAAGAAGAAACUUACUUUAGGACACCGACAACGCUGAGCGACUAGGAGAGGAUGCCCAAAUAAAUAAGAACAAGGUAAUUACCCAGCACCUGGCAGCACGGGUGCAGCAGAGUGCAGAGGAGGCUGAGAGCAGCAGUCACUCCCCACCACCAUCAGUAUCACCACCAUGGCCAGGAAUCCCGUCCUGGUGCUGCUUUUCAGUGGUAAACGCAAGUCAGGGAAGGAUUAUAUCACUGACCAUUUGCAGGAGAGGUUAGAUGAAAGUAAGAGCAAGAUAAUAAGGCUGAGUGGACCCAUCAAGCAGCAGUUUGCUGAGGACAAUGGCUUGGAUUACUCACAGCUCCUCACUGCAUCGGAUUACAAGGAGAAAUACCGAUCAGAAAUGAUAACUUGGAGUGAAGCCAAGAGAGCGCAGGAUAGAGGCUACUUCAUCAGGGAAGCCAUUAAGAUGUUUGAAGGAAGCAAGUACCCGAUAUGGAUUGUGAGUGACAUGCGGCGGCGAAGUGACCUGGCAUGGUUCAGGGAGCACCACUCCUGUGCUAUCUACUCUGUCCGCAUCAUUGCCACUGAGGAGGCACGGAGGAAGAGAGGCUGGGUCUUUACUCCUGGUGUAGACGAUGCAGAGAGUGAAUGCGAUUUAGACACAGUUACUUCCUGGGACAUGGAAGUGGACAACAGUCAAGAGGAGAAUGAAGGGCAUAUGCUGAGUGUGCUUGAUUCUCUCCUCACUCUGUGCUCAGAACGGUUAGCAGCAGCAGCAGCAGCAGCAGCGAGAAGUGAUGUUGUUUCCAACACUACAGGUUAGAGUUUUUUUCAAGUGUUGACAAGCCAAUCCUUUGCCAGGGCUAAUUAUUUGAUUGCCUUUGAAGAUCAGGAUAUGAAACAGAUGGUUAUGUAAGAAGUCAUUAAUGCAACAUAAUCUACUAUUAUAUGAAACUCAUAAAAAUACUUUAGAAACAAACGGACUCAGAUGAGGAAAUUUUGUUCAUGAGAAAAGUAAUGGUAAGCAGUAAUACUCCAUUGAGGGCUUACUUGUCAGUAAGGCCUGACUGAUUUGUUGGCCAGCCAAUUUAAUCAUCUUGAUUGUGGCCAUUAGAAAAUAAUCGGUAAUCUGUCAAAAGUUCACUGAAUACGCUGAAGUGAGCAGUUUGCUAUAUUUAAGCCAUUAAAAGCAGGUAUUAAUUUAUUUCUUUAUUUUGAAAAACGUAAAAAUUUAAUCGGCCGAUAUAUGGGUUAUUGGAAUUUUCUAUCCCCCUUUAUCAGAAUUGGCAUGGCCACAAAAAAUCUAUAUCGGUCAGGUCCUACUAGUCAAUUUACAGAAGCAUAGUCUACAGAUGCUUUAGAGUUAUACUCCAUUCCUUUAAAAAAGAGAAGCAAGUGCCUUAAUAAGAACAUUAUGUGAAUACAGUACAUACUAGGCUACUCUUAAAGCAUGUGUCAUGAACACCGUCUGUUUGGAACCUUAUCCAUCUUAUCAUCUCAUUGAUGGAUUCACCCUUUCAAUGAGUUGCUUUGUCACCAUUAUCAAUAUGGAUUUAGAAGGGUUUUCAUGCUCUCUGUUUAUUUGUUUAGCAAUUAUCUGUGGAUUUUCUAUUAAUAUAUAAAUGUAGUUGAUCAUUAUCAGUUAUGUGCAAUGUAAGAUGACAUAUUUUCCUGAGGUGCAGCCUGUGCUGGCAUAGGCAAGCAAUGUUAACUUUGUCAAUCUUUCUAACUAUUGUCAAGUGAGUGAAUAGCCUGUAGUUGAUUUGUAAACCACUGAUGUGAUGCACACAUCAUUAAGCAUACUAGUAUUUUAAAACAUUAAUGUUUAA
Messenger RNA from Portunus trituberculatus (swimming crab), 1882 nucleotides. Its product is annotated as phosphomevalonate kinase-like. Gene Ontology annotation, molecular function: phosphomevalonate kinase activity. Gene Ontology annotation, biological process: isopentenyl diphosphate biosynthetic process, mevalonate pathway; cholesterol biosynthetic process. Lineage: Eukaryota; Metazoa; Arthropoda; Malacostraca; Decapoda; Portunidae. Gene Ontology annotation, cellular component: cytoplasm. The transcript has 5 exons. The coding region runs from base 238 to 876 and encodes 212 amino acids. The record is from RefSeq and is a predicted model, not a curated record.